CAACUCAAAAACGUAGUAGCUUCACCAAAGACCUGAGUCAAUGGCUCUUAACCUACUUGCUUCACUCCCUAUCUGCAAUUUCAAUAGACUACCACCUAUCCCAUCUAAAGGUCCUAUCUCACUUGUAAAAUCCAGAAGUGGCAUCGUUGUCCAAUGCAUGCCAGCCAGCAAAAUAUCAAAUAGUCCCACUGCUUUGCGGCGAUCAGCAAAUUACCAACCUACCGAUUGGCACUAUAACUACAUUCAGUCAUUGAGAAAUGAAUAUACGGGGGAAUCAUGCACUAGACAAAAUAAUAUGUUAAAGGAACAAGUGAGGAUGAUGCUUCACAAAGUGGUGGGUCCUAUAGAGCAACUCGAGCUGAUAGAUAUCUUGCAGAGAUUGGGAAUAUCUUAUCACUUUGAGGAAGAAAUAAAGAAAAUAUUAGAAGGACUUUACAACAAUAUUGACCAUGGUAGUGAUACUGACACGUGGAAGACGAAGAAUUUAUAUGCCACAGCUCUUAAAUUUAGACUCCUAAGACAACAUGGAUAUAUUGUGUCUCAAGAAGUUUUCAAUAGUUUCAUGGAUGAGAGAGGAAAUUUCAAAGCAUGCCUUUGCGAGGAUACGAAGGGUAUGCUAUCCUUGUAUGAAGCCUCAUUCCUUUCUAUAGAAAAUGAAAAUAUCUUAGAAGAUGCAAGAGAAUUCUCAACAAAACAUCUGAAAGUAUACAUCAAGAAGAAUAAAGAUAAAAAUCUUUCUGCUUUAGUGAGCCAUUCCUUGGAGGUUCCACUACAUUGGAGGAUGCUUAGGUUGGAAGCAAGGUGGUUCAUUGAUAUAUAUAGAAGAAGAGAAGACAUGAACACUAUCUUGCUUGAGCUUGCAAAAUUGGAUUUCAACAUGGUACAAGCAACCCACCAAGAAGAUCUAAAAGAAUUGUCAAGGUCGUGGAAGAGCACAGGCCUUGCAGAAAAUUUGAAUUUUGUGAGGGAUAGGCCAUUGGAGUGUCUCUUAUGGACAAUGGGAGUAAUGUUUCAGCCACAAUUUGGAUAUUUUAGGAGAACAAUAGCAAAGUUCGUUGCACUAAUAACAGUAAUAGAUGAUAUUUAUGAUGUAUAUGGCACUUUGGAUGAACUGGAGUGCUUCACAAAUGCUGUUGAGAGAUGGGAUAUCAACGCAAUGGAUGGGCUCCCAGAAUAUAUGAAGUUGUGUUUCUUUGCUGUACACAAUUCAGUUAAUGAAUUGGCUUUUGAUAUCCUUAAGGAACAAGGAGUCAACAUCAUUCGUUACCUUAAAAAAGUGUGGGCUGAUUUAUGUAGAGCUUAUUUGUUGGAGGCAAAGUGGUACCACAACGGAUAUACUCCAAGCCUUCAAGAAUACAUUGAGAAUGCAUGGAUAUCAGUAGCAGGACCAAAUUUAAUGGUGCAGGCUUAUUUUUGUGUCACAAAUCCACUAACAAGUGAAGCCUUGGAUUGCUUGGAAGAGUACCCUAACAUGAUCCGUUGGUCAACAUUGAUUUUACGACUUGCAGAUGAUCUUGGAACAUCUACGGAUGAGAUAAAAAGAGGUGAUGUCCCCAAAUCAAUCCAAUGCUACAUGAAUGAAAUUGGUGCUAGUGAAGAAGAUGCUCGUGAGUACAUAAGGUGUAUGAUUAGUGCAACAUGGAAGAAGAUGAAUGAAGUCCGAGUUGCAAGUUCUCCCUUCUCUCAAACAUAUAUAGAUAUUUCAUUCAAUGUUGUAAGGAUGGGUCAAUUCAUGUACCAACAUGGAGAUGGACAUGGUGCUGGGAACCAUGAAACUAAGGGUCAUAUUUUGUCAUUACUUAUUCAACCCAUUCCAUUAAAUAAAAAUCGAUGUGAUUAAUUAUUUAUAUCGUAAGGAUGUAGAUUUGAAGGUCUAGUUUGACAACUGUACUAGUCGGAGUCAUAAGAAAAAUAGUUGGUAAAGCCAUUGGCUAACACCUGUCCUCUUUCUUUAACUUCCCAUGUCAUCCAAAACUGUUUAGUCAAUGAUUUUUUACCCUUUUUCCUUUUCAUUUGGAAGAUAUAUUUGAUAAUAAUGUAUUGUUGUUUUCCAUU
Messenger RNA from Quercus robur (English oak), 2055 nucleotides. Its product is annotated as myrcene synthase, chloroplastic-like. Gene Ontology annotation, molecular function: terpene synthase activity; magnesium ion binding. The record is from RefSeq and is a predicted model, not a curated record. Lineage: Eukaryota; Viridiplantae; Streptophyta; Magnoliopsida; Fagales; Fagaceae. Gene Ontology annotation, biological process: diterpenoid biosynthetic process. The transcript has 7 exons. Bases 41 to 1840 code for a protein of 599 amino acids.